Quercus lobata is the source of this 1992-nucleotide messenger RNA. Its product is annotated as Chaperone DnaJ-domain superfamily protein. The transcript has 7 exons. Gene Ontology annotation, molecular function: clathrin binding. Gene Ontology annotation, cellular component: vesicle; cytoplasm; intracellular membrane-bounded organelle. Bases 148 to 1650 code for a protein of 500 amino acids. The record is from RefSeq and is a predicted model, not a curated record. NCBI's taxonomy places the organism in Eukaryota, Viridiplantae, Streptophyta, Magnoliopsida, Fagales, Fagaceae. Gene Ontology annotation, biological process: clathrin coat disassembly; clathrin-dependent endocytosis.
CUCCUUUUUUGUCCCAAGUCUUUAUUGUUGUUCUUCUUCUUCUUAUUUUAUAUAAAAUUAUCACAAACCCCAUUCUUUUGUUUCAGUACUGUGUACAUAUAUAUAUAGAUAUUAAGAGUUCUUAUUGUCUCCGGUGUGCCGGAAUCUAUGGAUGAGUCGUGGCGAAUGCGCAUGGGAAUGCCGAGCCUCCCGCGGCGCCGGUCCACGGAGGAUGCAUCGUCGAAACAGUUCAUUUUUAGCCGUAGCGGCGGCGGCGGCGGCGGUGAGGAAGCCGAAACUCUAGACCCCGAGGACUUUACCGAUGUGUUUGGCGGGCCGCCGCGGAGCGUGCUUAUGAGGAAAUUCUCCGGGGACUUCUUCAAGAACAACGGGGAAUUCUACGGGGAAGUUUUCCGGCCGCCGGAGUUUGUAACUCCGGCUGAUAAGGACGGAAGGAGCUUGCCGGCGUUCAGGAUUCCGGCGAGGGGUGGCGGCGGAGGAGGAGGGGGGUUUUACGGCGAUAUAUUUGGAUCGGAGGAUGAUCUCGACCGGAAGUCGAGGGAUCGGUCGAGACCGAAUUCGAAGGCGAAGUCGAAGUCGAAGUCGAACUCGUCGUCGGUGCUGAGCUCGGAGGAUCUGAGCCCUCUCCACCGGCCGGUGAUCGGAGAUGACGUGGCAUUGUCUUCCUUUGUUUCAAAGCUCAGGCCAAUCAAUAUCCCAUCUAGAUGGAACUCAUCAAUUAUGCCCAAAGAAUAUUCUAAGAAACAAGGGAAGCCUACAUUUCCUAGCAAUAGUUCUUCCUACACCGAGCAAGAAUUCAUGGAAAAUGAGUACCAUGAGAAUUUCAGAAGCUUCUAUAAUGGAUUCCCAAAACGGGUAUCGUCCCCAGAAACCAUUAGUCUUGAACCAAGUUCGUAUCAAAGCGUCAAAGUAUCUGUGGAUGAUUUGGAACUCAUGAACUCCCCUGCAUCAGUUGUCUCUUCGCUUCAUCAGGACCGAGAGGCUGAAUCUGGAUUUCAAGAUCAUGUACUGCCAAAAGAAGAAGAGGGACAAGAAGAAGAUGAAGUUAUGAGCUCUUAUGUCAUUGAGAUCAACUUUGACCAUAGAGAGGGAACCAGUGAAGCAAUUUCUAUUGACGAGGCAGUUGCAUGGGCCAAAGAGAAAUUUCAGACACAUUCUGAGAAAGAUUUGAGCAUGAGACCACAUGACAAUGAGCAAAAUGUUGAAAGAGAAGGAAGCACUAAUGCAAGUGAAUUAUCAAAUCAACCAAUAGAUGAGCAUGGAAUGAUUCAGUCUACAAAGGAAGAAGAACAAAGAAAUUGGACAGUUGAAGAAGAAAAACUACAGCCAGAAAAAGAUGUGGAAGUGGAGCUAUUGGAUGAAUGCAUAAGGGUGUGGUCGGCUGGCAAAGAAACCAACAUAAAGUUGCUGCUUUCAGAACUACAUCAAGUCCUAUGGCCCAAUAGUGGAUGGUAUGCUAUCCCUAUAACAAGCCUAACAGAAAGUACACUAGUGAAGAAAGCUUAUCAAAAAGCAAGGCUUUGUCUCCACCCUGACAAGCUGCAACAAAGAGGAGCAACAAUCCGACAAAAAUACAUUGCAGAGAAAGCUUUCUCCAUCCUUCAGGAUGCAUGGGCUGCUUACGUAUCCCAAGAUAUCUUCCUUGACUAAUGGGACAAUAUGGGAUCCUUUUUGACUUGGAAGUUGAAAACACAAUGAACAAAUCUGAAGAUUCGAUUGCUGAAGCAGUCCCGUGAAACAUGGACAAUGAAUGAAGCAAGUGUUAUUGGUAAAAAUGGUUUGAAAGUCCACUAGAUCAUCAUGUAUUCAAAAGUUUUGUUUGUUUGUUUGUUUGACCUUUUUUUUUUUUUUUUUUUGGUAAUAUGCCGCAUCUCAUUUGCUGUUGUAAAACCCAAUAAGAAUAUAAGCAAUGAGGAUGAGAAUGAGAGUGAUAGUGAUGAUGAUGAUGACUAGAUUGACCUGUAUAUUAUGCCAAGGUUCAGACAAAUUAUU